AUGGCGGAGACGGUCUGGAGCACUGACACCGGGGAGGCUGUGUAUCGCUCCCGGGACCCCGUGCGCAACUUGCGCCUCCGGGUCCACCUGCAAAGAAUCACAUCCAGCAACUUCCUCCGUUACCAGCCUGCUGCCCAGCCUGGGAAAGACCUCAUAGACUUGGCCACUUUUAGGCCUCACCCAACCGCCAGUGGACACCGCUCAGAGCAAGAGGAAGAGGAAGAGGUCGUGAUUGGGUGGCAGGAGAAGCUCUUUAGCCAGUUUGAAGUAGAUCUGUACCGAAAUGAAGCAGCCUGUCAGAGCCCUUUGGAUCAUCAGUACCGUCAAGAGAUCCUGAAGCUGGAGGAUUCGGGUGGCAGGAAGAACCGACGAAUUUUUACCUACACGGACUCUGACAGAUACACCAAUGUGGAGGAGCACUGUCAGAAAAUGACCACCGCAGCCCGGGAGGUGCCAUCAUUCUUGGUCGAACGAAUGGCCAAUGUCAGGCGGCGACGGCAGGACAGGCGAGGGAUGGAAUGUGGCAUCCUCAAGUCACGAAUUGUCACCUGGGAACCCUCAGAAGAGUUUGUCAGGAACAACCAUGUCAUCAACACCCCUCUUCAGACAAUGUACAUCAUGGCAGACCUGGGGCCCUAUGGGAAGCUUGGCUAUAAGAAGUAUGAACAUGUCCUCUGUACUCUGAAAGUGGACAGCAAUGGUGUGAUCACAGUAAAACCUGACUUCACCGGCCUCAAAGGACCCUACAGAAUGGAGACCGAGGGGGAGAAGCAGGAGCUGUGGAAGUAUACGGUGGACAGCGUGUCGUCCCUCGCGCGGCCGGAGGAGGAGGAGCGGGAGCAGCGCGUGUUCAAGGAUCUUUAUGGCCGGCACAAGGAGUAUCUCAGCAGCCUCGUGGGCACAGACUUUGAGAUGACUGUCCCAGGUGCCCUCCGGCUCUUUGUAAAUGGAGAGGUAGUUUCAGCGCAAGGCUAUGAGUAUGACAAUCUCUACAUCCACUUCUUUGUGGAAUUGCCAACCACAAAUUGGUCAAGCCCAGCAUUCCAGCAGCUCUCAGGAAUAACACAGACCUGUGCCACCAAAUCCCUGGGAAUGGAUAAGGUGGCUUACUUCUCCUACCCAUUCACAUUUGAGGCCUCCUUCCUCCACGAAGACGAAUCUGCUGAUGCUGUCCCGGAGUGGCCUGUGCUCUACUGUGAGGUCCUCUCGCUGGACUCCUGGCAGAGGUACCGUGUGGAAGGCUACGGCGCUGUGGUGCUGCCCACCGCCCCAGGCUCGCACACCCUGACAGUCCCCACGUGGAGGCCCAUGGAGCUUGGCACGGAGGCUGAGCUGAGGAGGUUUUUCAUUGGCGGCUCUCUGGAACUGGAGGACCUCUCCUAUGUGCGGAUACCAGGAACCUUCAAGGGGGAGCGUCUGAGCCGCUUUGGGUUCCGCACCGAGACCACGGGCUGCAUCACCUUCCGCUUGCACUGUCUGCAGCAGUCCAGGGCCUUCAUGGAGUCAAGUUCCCUCCGGAAAAGGAUGCAGAGCGUGCUGGACCGUCUGGAAGGGUUCAGCCAGCAGAGUUCCGUUCACAAUGUGCUGGACGCCUUCCGUCGCGCCCGGCGCCGCAUGCAGGAGGCCCGAGAAAGCCUUCCCCAGGACCUGGUGAGCCCCUCCGGGACCAUGGUUUCCUAGCUCACGGCGGCCCUGGCCCCGCCCCCCACCCCACCCCGUGCAAGAGGACAAGAU
Messenger RNA from Neomonachus schauinslandi (Hawaiian monk seal), 1734 nucleotides. RefSeq names its product MKS transition zone complex subunit 1 (gene MKS1). NCBI's taxonomy places the organism in Eukaryota, Metazoa, Chordata, Mammalia, Carnivora, Phocidae. Gene Ontology annotation, biological process: cilium assembly. Bases 1 to 1680 code for a protein of 559 amino acids. The transcript is spliced from 18 exons. The record is from RefSeq and is a predicted model, not a curated record. Gene Ontology annotation, cellular component: MKS complex.